GUUACUUUCCCUGGCCCUUCUGUGAAAACCCUUUUCUGUUUUAUUUUGAGCACAACACCCCUGAAACACCCUUCUUACCUAUGCCACGCUGUUGAGAAACGUAUCAAUGGGGUGGCGGCAAGGGGCUGCGGAGUGGCUGCUCAGCAACGCUGCGAGCGGCUGGCGCGGCGCGGCGUCGGCAGCAGCACUGGCAGCAGGAGGCGCCAGCGGGACCGCCCGGGCGGGGGCCCCCGCCGGAGCAUCUCGAGGCGCAGCCGCGUCUCGAGGGGCAGCGGCGGCAGGCCCACAGAAGAAGUUAGGGCUGAAGGAUGUGCAGCACAUAGUGGCCAUUACGUCAGCCAAGGGCGGCGUGGGCAAGUCCACUACGGCGGUGAAUGUGGCGGUGGCGAUGGCCACGCGACUGGGGCUGCGGGUGGGGCUGUUGGACGCGGACGUUCACGGCCCCUCCAUCCCCACCCUCAUGAACCUGAGGGGCAAACCAGAGCUCGACAAGUCCGGCACGGGUGCGCUCAUGCUGCCAAAGGAGAACUACCGUGUCAAAACCAUGUCCUUCGGAUUCUUCCUGGAGGGCGACGAGCCGGUGGUGUGGCGGGGGCCCAUGGUGAACAACGCCUUUGACAAGAUGCUGUUCGGCACGGAGUGGGGGCUGCUGGACGUGCUGGUGGUGGACAUGCCGCCGGGCACGGGCGACGCGCAGAUCAACCUGGGCCAGCGCAUCCCGCUCAGCGGCGCGGCGCUGGUGUCCACCCCGCAGGACGUGGCGCUGAUUGACGUGCGCAGGGGCGCGCAGAUGUUUCUGAAACUGCGGGUGCCAUUGCUGGGGCUGAUCGAGAACAUGGCCUACCACCGCUGCGGCAAGUGCGGGCACGUGGAACACAUCUUCGGCACGGGCGGCGUGGAACGGGCGGCGGCUGACUACGGGAUGGACGUCAUCGGGCAGGUGCCGCUGCACGUGGACAUCCAGACGCGCUCCGAUGCCGGCACGCCCGUGGUGGCGGCGGAGCCGGGGGGCGCGCUGGCGGGCGCCUACGUGGGCAUCGCGGAGCGACUGCACGCCAAGCUUCUGGCGCUGGGAGGGGCGGGAGGGGCAGGCGCGGGAGGAGCCGGUGGGGCGGGCGGCGCGGGGCCGACGAUCACCAUGGAGUAGGGGGUUAGUCAGUGGAGUAGGCGGGGCGGUGGCCUGUGGGCGGGAGGCAUGAGUACUGCGGGGACUUGUUGCUGGUAGUGGUAGGGACCUGCAUACCGUGUGCCCUCGAUGGGUUUCAAGCACGGGGCACCUCUGGCACGUCCCGUGACGUAGCUAGCGGCCUGCUGCGAGCUGCUGCUGAGUGGACGGUGUGUCAGGGGGGAUGAUUGUGUAAGUCGUGUAAGUCCUGAUAAAAAAAGCCCUGCUACGUGCGACUGUCUGGUGCCGUACACGCAUUGGCCAGACACGGCGCCAGCUUUGGCAGCAGGCGGUUGAGACCUGCGGUGUAUUUGGUUUGCAGUCUUCGCUGGCAAAUACAGCAGGGCAUGUAUGUGGCAGUCCUGUGCCUGCUGUGUUUGUGCUUGACAGUGGGACGAGGGCGAACACAUGGCGGCCGGUGCCUGUACAAACCGACCUUGCCUAUAGGAGAG
Molecule: messenger RNA, 1617 nt
Organism: Chlamydomonas reinhardtii
Lineage: Eukaryota; Viridiplantae; Chlorophyta; Chlorophyceae; Chlamydomonadales; Chlamydomonadaceae
Exons: 7
Coding region: 107-1147 (346 amino acids)
Biological process (GO): mitochondrial respiratory chain complex I assembly; iron-sulfur cluster assembly
Cellular component (GO): mitochondrion
Molecular function (GO): ATP binding; 4 iron, 4 sulfur cluster binding; ATP-dependent FeS chaperone activity
Source: RefSeq, a predicted model, not a curated record